This is a messenger RNA of Elephantulus edwardii (Cape elephant shrew), 1204 nucleotides long. It is a transcript of the gene CXCR4, whose product is annotated as chemokine (C-X-C motif) receptor 4. Gene Ontology annotation, cellular component: membrane. Gene Ontology annotation, biological process: G protein-coupled receptor signaling pathway; immune response; chemotaxis. Gene Ontology annotation, molecular function: chemokine receptor activity; cytokine binding. Bases 1 to 1059 code for a protein of 352 amino acids. Lineage: Eukaryota; Metazoa; Chordata; Mammalia; Macroscelidea; Macroscelididae. The record is from RefSeq and is a predicted model, not a curated record. The transcript has 2 exons.
AUGGACGCAAUUAGUGUCUUCAUUUUAGAUAAUGAAACAGACGAAAUGGGCUCAGGUGACUAUGACUCCAUAAAGGAACCCUGCUUUGGGGAAGAAAACGCCAAUUUUAACCGAUUCUUUCUGCCCACCAUCUACUCCAUCAUUUUCCUGACUGGCAUAGUCGGGAAUGGACUGGUUAUUCUGGUCAUGGGUUACCAGAAGAAACUGAGGAGCAUGACGGACAAGUACAGGCUGCACCUGUCGGUGGCAGACCUCCUCUUUGUCCUCACACUUCCCUUCUGGGCCGCUGACGCAGUGGCAGGCUGGUACUUUGGGAAGUUCCUGUGUAAAGCAGUCCACAUCAUCUACACGGUCAACCUCUACAGUAGCGUCCUCAUCCUAGCCUUCAUCAGUCUGGACAGAUACCUCGCCAUUGUCCAUGCCACCAACAGCCAGAGGCCAAGGAAGCUGUUGGCUGAGAAGGUGGUUUAUGUUGGUGUCUGGCUGCCUGCUCUGCUGUUGACUAUUCCAGACUUCAUCUUCGCAAAUGUCAGUGUAUCCGAAGAGAAAUAUAUCUGUGACCGCCUCUACCCUAACAGCUUGUGGAUGGUGGUGUUCCACUUCCAACACAUCAUGGUUGGCCUCAUCCUGCCGGGGAUUGUCAUCCUGUCCUGCUAUUGCAUUAUCAUCUCCAAGCUGUCACAUUCCAAGGGCCACCAGAAGCGCAAGGCCCUCAAGACCACUGUCAUUCUCAUCCUGGCUUUCUUUGCCUGCUGGCUGCCCUACUAUGUUGGAAUCAGCAUCGACUCCUUCAUCCUCCUGGAAAUCAUCAAACAAGGUUGUGAGUUUGAGAACACCGUGCACAAGUGGAUCUCCAUCACCGAGGCCCUUGCUUUUUUCCACUGUUGCCUGAAUCCCAUCCUCUAUGCCUUCCUUGGGGCCAAAUUUAAAACCUCUGCCCAACACGCACUGACCUCUGUGAGCAGGGGGUCCAGCCUCAAGAUUCUCUCUAAAGGAAAGCGUGGUGGACAUUCUUCAGUCUCAACUGAGUCAGAAUCUUCAAGUUUUCAUUCUAGCUAACACAGAUGGGAAAAAGACUUUGAGGGUUUUUUUGAUACUAUAAAGAACUGGUUUUUUACGUUACACAUUUUUUCCGAUGUCAAAGACUGACCAAUAUUGUACAGGUUUUUUUUUAUUGGCUGUUGGAUUUUGUCCCGUGUUAGUU